Molecule: messenger RNA, 1011 nt
Organism: Papaver somniferum (opium poppy)
Lineage: Eukaryota; Viridiplantae; Streptophyta; Magnoliopsida; Ranunculales; Papaveraceae
Exons: 6
Coding region: 138-674 (178 amino acids)
Source: RefSeq, a predicted model, not a curated record
GAAAAUCUUUUUCCGUCUUUCUUUUCUCUUUCAAAAAUCUGCCUUGGCCCUCCCUUGUCUUUCCCUCCUGGUUCUCCUCGUUCUUGUAAAAAAAAAAACCAGAGAGAGGGAGCUUCCUUUCUCAUCUUCUUAGAAAGAUGUUUCCUCAACAAUGGACUCCUCCUUGUGGAAGCCAAUGCACGAAAAAGUACGCAGCUCUCACGCAGAUUCCAUGGAGAGUUUUUUGCAAAAAAGGUUGUGAUGCUGAUGGUGAUACAUGGGAAGAAUGGCAUCAAGAAAUGCAAUGUGAACCACAAAAAGCCGGUUACCGUUGCAUGCUGGAUGCCUGGGCCCACACCCAUGAAGGGGUGUUCAGGGUCUCAGAUGACGUCCACGUAAGAGUGGUAGAGGGUGUGGAAGAGUGCAAUGAGAUAUGCUAUAAGGAUCCAGUUUUCAAGGACCAGCAGUGGAGUGCUUUCAUUGAUCGUUCCCCAGGAUCUGAAGAUUACUCAAAGGUUUGUUUUCAGGCAUGCGUAUCUGGUUGUGGUUACAAGCUUGGUAUCCCAUCGGAGACAGUUGACGUGAUUCAGCCAAAGAGACCACCUAAGCCUUGCGUAGAGAAAAAACCUCCCCCCCCAUCUAUUCCAGCCGAAAGCAUCCCAACUGCUGAAGAGAUGGCUUGUAAUUCUGCGUAAAAGGAGAUACUACUGUCCGUUUGUUAUUACUGAAACUUGUCUUAUAAAAGAAUCCCCGCUUAUUGGGGUAUACAAAAUUUUGAAAUUACCCUCACCAUCACCCUUUUCUCAACUCAACUUUAAAACCUUUUUUUUCAGGCCUCUUGUUCUCCUCUUCCAAUCUAACUUUUUCUAGUGUUCUUCAGCUGCACAUGCACAGUCCAUGGCAGCGGCAUAUGUGAUAUUGUAACUUGGAGAAAACCAAAGCUUGGUCUUUCUCUAUUUUAGAGAUCCUUAAUUCUAAAUAGUAUAUUGGAGUUCAGUUUUCUGAGUAAGGAAGAAACAAAUCUUAUUUGAA